CACAUCCGCGGUCCGAACGCGCACGAUGCGAUCGAAACCUUGUAUAUAACGUCGGGCGCGCUGUCACUCCGUGGUAAACGAAUCGAAUAAAAACUGAUCGAAAUAAGCACGUCGCAAAUUCGACAUAGACGAGACGAUAUAUAAUUUUAAAUAUUCGCAUAAUUUCAAAUCGAAACGCGAAACUUAAAUCGACCCGAUCGGUAUAAAAAAUAUCAUAAUAUCGCGUUUAAAAAACUGUCGCGAAUUUUCCCGCCGCCGCCGUAGCCGAGAUAUGCGCUUGGUGCGGAUGACGUCGGACCACAGCAAGAAGAGGCGCCGAGGCCCGUCGUCGGCGGAUCAGCACGGCGCGGCCACAGCCUCGUCGUCGUCGUCGUCGUGCUCGCCUCCAUCCGAGGACCUGUGGUGGACCGAGGCAGCUGUCAACGAGGUGACCGCCGAGCACCCGGGCGAGUUGGUCCGCACCGGGUGUCCGUACAUGCUGUGCAGCGCCCUGCCCACGCAUUGGCGGUCCAACAAGACGCUGCCCGGCGCGUUCAAGGUGGUCAUACUGUCCGAGGUGCCGGACGGCACGGCCGUCACGCUCAAAGCCGGCAACGACGAGAACUGUUCAGCCGAGCUGCGCAACUGUUCCGCCCUUGUCAAGAACCAAAUCGCCAAGUUCAACGACUUGAGGUUCGUCGGGCGCAGCGGAAGAGGGAAAAGUUUCACCAUUACAAUAACGGUUUCGACGUGUCCACCACAAGUAGCAACGUAUAAUAAAGCAAUCAAAGUUACUGUGGACGGACCUCGGGAGCCACGAUCAAAAUCUCUACACCAAGGCCCCCCUCAUCAAUUCCGUGGAUUGGGCCUCGGUCAGAGGCCCUUUAUGGAGAAUGCAUCAUUUUCUAAUCAUUUGCGGGAGUUAGAUACAUAUCGUCGAGUAAAGACCGAAGAAUCACCCGUCCUCGAACAGUCGUAUCGGUCAACAAACAACCAAGAUGAACAUUCGGAUAUACCCGUCGGCGUAACUGAGUCGAGCAACUGGUGCAGCUAUUCGACGUCGUCGUAUUCGCCAAGUGCCGCUCCACUCGGAGGAGCUGCAUAUGUCGCGUAUCCGGACGCCACAGGACCUGCCGCCACCAUGGCAAUGGAAGCUCCCUCAACCAUGUACGGAGGUGAUCAUCAGGAAGUUCAGCAUAACAAUCACAUGACAGACUUUUGCGGCACGCACCAACAACACCAACACCACCACCCACAACAACAACACGAGCACCAUCAACAACAACAACAACAACACCAACAGGACCUCUUAAAACCGGUGCUCCAUCAUCAGGAUGCAGUGGAAGCAGGCGUCGGCGGCGGUGGAGGCUAUUACCCGUCGUCUUGGCCGACCGCGGAACACCACCAUCACCAUCAUCCGUCGUCGUACCAUCACCACCAUCACCAUCCGGCCGCGGUCGCGUACCAGUACAACGCAGCAGUGGUCCCGCCGCCACCGCCGCCGCCUCCGCCGCAUCACCCGGUGCAGAUGACCGCCGAACCGCCGCCCGUGCCGCCGCCCACCACGAUGGUGCUGUACCCGCACCUGUACUCGACGGUGAAUCAGAACCAGAUACACCUGCACCUGCACGCGCCGUCGUCCGCGGCCGAACACCAAUUGCAGCAGUUGCACAUCAACAACAACAACAACAACAACAGCAUCAAGGACCCGGCCGCGGCCGACCACCAUCACCACCAGUACGUCGUAGACGACGUGGCUGCGCUGGCGGCGGUAGCGGCCGCCGGUCAUCCGGCCACGCAGUUGGCAAUCAGCACGGCCGGCAACGUAGGACCGAACCCGCGUGGCAUCGAAAUCGGCCUGUUACCGCCACCUCCCGCCGUAUCGCUCGACGAACACCACCAGGCGAGCGACAUCAUAACCAUCGGUGGCCGGUACAGCGACCGACAGCAACAGCACACUGACUUGGCCGUCUGGAGACCCUACUGAUCGGCUGCGUCGCCGUUUAUUUUCAUUGCUUCUAAGCACAGACGAUUAUCAUUAUGUGUAUAAAUCAGAUGCUAUACGAUAGAUCUAAAGCGGCGCAGAUCCUAUGUAAUUAUAAUAUUAUUUAUAAUACAAUGUUGACUUUACGACUGUAUUUUCAUACCGAUUUACAGUGGUCAAUUGGUGGCGCUAAACCUAUUAUUAUUAUUAUUAUUAUUACAAUUUCUAUCAUUUUACUGUCAACGGUGUAUUGGUGAGUGAGUGGAUAACCCGCGCAGAAUAAUAUUUUAUUUUGUACGAUUAUAUGAUGUAAUGCGACUUUUCUGAAGACGUCUUUUGACCUCAAGUGAGAUUAUUUUAAACAUUAUCUAAAAAAAAAAACAUUAAAUGCUGGCCUAAUAAUUAAAAAAAAAAUUAAUGUCAUCGGGAAGAAUGAUGAAUUUAGAGCUGUAAUUGUUUUAAAACGAUGACCACUCUUAAAUUUGUCAUCAUUUUAAUCCCGGACUUUUAAGUUGAUUCUUUGUUAUCCUUAACCGUCGUUUUGACUAAAGAGAUUUAAUUUUUGUCGCAAAAAUUCAAAAUAAAAUGAGUUGUAAAAUCAAUAUCAUUAAACUUUAAAUCCCAAGCGAGGUAUAGGAAAAUCCUUCGUAGACGUCUUCUUCCACUCCAGAGCGUCGUAAAUCCCUUCAGCGACAACCUGCUGCGUGUAUCAUAAUAUUUACAAAACCUAAUUUAAUACUAUUGAACACUCAACAAACAUUACAAACCAAUGCAUCAUCAAUUAAUUAUAAUAUCGUUUUAUAUUAUGUAUUACUUGAUCGAGCGAGCGAUGGUUGAAACGGUUUUGAAAUCCGUUAGCCUUUUUCGUUCGUCCGCAUUAGCGCGCGUUAAACUAUUCCUCUGCGCACGCAUUCCGACGUAUCUCAUCGUUUUCUUUUCCUUAUAAUGUAAUGCUGUAUUGUAUAGCCGUAUAGGUACUUACUAUUAAUUAUAAUUUACGUUUUGUACGCACCCGAUGUCCCGUCAGUGUGUGUACUAUUAACUUAGAAAAUCAA
This is a messenger RNA of Rhopalosiphum maidis (corn leaf aphid), 3018 nucleotides long. Its product is annotated as protein lozenge-like. Gene Ontology annotation, biological process: regulation of DNA-templated transcription. The record is from RefSeq and is a predicted model, not a curated record. The coding region runs from base 272 to 1966 and encodes 564 amino acids. Gene Ontology annotation, molecular function: ATP binding; RNA polymerase II cis-regulatory region sequence-specific DNA binding; DNA-binding transcription factor activity, RNA polymerase II-specific. The transcript has 5 exons. Gene Ontology annotation, cellular component: nucleus. Lineage: Eukaryota; Metazoa; Arthropoda; Insecta; Hemiptera; Aphididae.